AUGGUUUCCCUGAAGAUGAGAUUGAUGUGUGUUUACCUGGUGGUCCUGGGAGCCCUGUGCUGGUACCUUAGCACGCACCAUGUGACUCCUAUAGAAAUAAGUCCAUUUGUUUCCACUAGAGAAAACAGGAGUUUCCUGCAGCUCCCAGACAUGGACUGCAAGCAGCAGCCCCCCUUCCUGGUCCUGCUGGUGACGUCGUCUCCCCAUCAGACGUCUGAGCGCAGUGCCAUCCGCAGCACCUGGGGAGGAGACAGGACAGUGGGAGGAAAAUGGAUAAAAUCGUUCUUCCUCCUGGGAACCACGUCUAGUUGGAACGUGUCUCUGGCGGUGGCUCAGGAGAGCCAGCAGCAUCGCGACAUCAUCCAGAAGGACUUUGUGGACGUUUAUGACAAUUUGACCCUGAAAACCAUGAUGGGAAUGGAGUGGGUCCACCGCUAUUGUCCUCAGGCCGCUUUCGUAAUGAAAACAGACUCUGACGUGUUUAUCAACGUCUACUACCUGACGGAGCUGCUUCUGCAGGAGAACCGAACUUCUGGUUUUUUCGCUGGCCUCCUUUAUAGAAAUGCCUCACCUGUCAGGACAAAUCCCCAUAAAUGGUUUGUCAGCAAAGAGGAGUAUCCACAGGACACGUUCCCGCCCUACUGUGACGGCACUGGCUAUGUCUUCUCCAGUGACGUGGCCACUCAGGUGUAUAGUGUUUUUGGUAGCGUCCCGUUCAUUAAGCUGGAAGAUGUCUUUGUGGGGCUCUGCCUCCAAGAGCUUAAAAUCAGCCCCGAGCAACUAGACACGGAGCAGUCCUUCAUCCGAGGUGGAGAGCCCUUCUCUGAGUGUCUCUACAGGAAGAUUGUCUCCAGCCAUGGUGUCCAGCCUCAAGACAUUAGACUCUUUUGGCAUGGUCUAGAGAGUUCCCUGGGAGAGGAGUGUCCAGGUCAAUGA
Messenger RNA from Talpa occidentalis (Iberian mole), 936 nucleotides. RefSeq names its product beta-1,3-galactosyltransferase 5-like. Bases 1 to 936 code for a protein of 311 amino acids. Gene Ontology annotation, molecular function: N-acetyl-beta-D-glucosaminide beta-(1,3)-galactosyltransferase activity. The transcript has a single exon. NCBI's taxonomy places the organism in Eukaryota, Metazoa, Chordata, Mammalia, Eulipotyphla, Talpidae. Gene Ontology annotation, cellular component: membrane. The record is from RefSeq and is a predicted model, not a curated record.